Staurois parvus is the source of this 255-nucleotide messenger RNA. The record is from the annotation of a GenBank genome assembly. NCBI's taxonomy places the organism in Eukaryota, Metazoa, Chordata, Amphibia, Anura, Ranidae.
UGGCGGUAUCGAUUUCCAGCUUCUAGAGGGAUCCCAGAGGGCCAGAUUGUGGUAGUCAAAAUACAUACAAACCAGGGGUGGACUGACAACUCAUGGGGCCCCCGGGCAAUAGGGGAUCAUGGGGUACCUGUGUCCUUGUCCAAACUCAAAAAAGCCUAUGAAAAAGGUACCAGGGGCAUCUCAUGGGGCCCCCUACUGACCCUGGGCCCUCGGGCAGUGCCCAAGUUUCCAAAUGGUCAGUCCGCCCCUGAUAGA